Molecule: messenger RNA, 2937 nt
Organism: Apodemus sylvaticus (European woodmouse)
Lineage: Eukaryota; Metazoa; Chordata; Mammalia; Rodentia; Muridae
Gene: Slc44a3
Product: solute carrier family 44 member 3
Exons: 15
Coding region: 495-2453 (652 amino acids)
Biological process (GO): transmembrane transport
Cellular component (GO): membrane
Molecular function (GO): transmembrane transporter activity
Source: RefSeq, a predicted model, not a curated record
CCCUUGACAGAGUGUCGCCUUUGCUGCCCAGUGCCUCAGUCUCCCUGAUUUUAGCUCAAGGAUGACAACGGAUUACAACUCGACGCGUCUCAAAGAAAAACUGGUAAAGCUUUUCAGGGCAGGAUUUUGCACACACAAAGCACCACUUACCUGUGUGUGACACACCCCUGCAAGCUCCCCGCCCUCAGGAAUGAUCCCUGAGGUCUCACUUCUAACUCCAAGCACUGGCCACCCGCCCAGGCAGCGCACAGUGGUCAGGUGCACUUCCUGGGAACCGGUGCCGCGCAGGUGCCACCCCAGCUCCCAGCCCGUCCUCCCAGACGAAAGCCACCACGGAAAGGGCGGGCCUAGGGGUACCAGCAUCCCGGACCGCUAGGAGGCGCUGAGCCCUGCUCGCCCUGCCCGCCCCUCCUGGGCCACUUGGCCCGGUCGCCGCACCUCUGUCCCGUGUGCACCGCGACCACCACCGCUGCCAAUCCCAGCUGCCGAGUACCAUGCAGUGCCUGGGCGCGGAGUACCUGGUUUCUGCAGAGCAAACAAGGCAGAGAGAAUGGCGACCCCAAAUUUAUAGAAAAUGCACAGAUACGGCGUGGCUGGUCCUGUUCUUUCUGUUUUGGACUGGUUUGGUGUUCAUCAUGGGUUAUUCGGUGGUGGCCGGGGCAGCAGGAAGACUCCUCUUUGGAUAUGACAGCUUUGGCAACGUGUGUGGCAAGAGGAACUCCCCAGUGGAAGGGGCCCCCCUCUCCGGGCAGGACAUGACUCUAAAAAAACAUGUGUUCUUUAUGAAUGCCUGCAAUGUGGACGUCAGAGACAAGGGCUUUGGCCCCACGGCCCUCUGCGUGUCCAGCUGUCCUGAGAAGCAGCUGGACACCUUAGAAGAGGUCCAGCUUUUUGCCAACAUCAACGGCUCUUUCCUGUGUGUGUAUAGUUUGAGUUCCUUCAACUAUACUCAGAGUUCAAGUGCAGAGUCACUGUGUCCCGGGCUCCCGGUUCCUCCAAGCAAGCCCUUCCCCUUGUUUAACCGGUGCAUCCCUCAGACGCCUGAAUGCUAUUCCUUAUUUGCAUCAGUCUGGAUAAACGAUGCUGACGCUCUCCAUCGGAUUCUAAGUGGGAUAAUGGCGGGAAAGGACACCAUCCUCGGCCUGUGUGUCUUCACAUUUGCCUUGUCUCUGGCCAUGCUGUUCGCCUUCCGAGUCAUCUCAACCCUUCUGGUCCACAUUAUCAUCUCCUUGGUCAUUUUGGGAUUGCUGUUCGUCUGCGGUGUCUUAUGGUGGCUGUAUUAUGACUACACCAACGACCUCAGUACAGAAUUGGACACAGAAAAGGAGAACAUGAAGUGUAUGCUGGCCUUCGCCGUCAUCGCUACGGUCGUGACAGUAGUUCACCUGGCCUUGAUUUUCAUCCUCAGGAAGAGGAUAAAACUGACAGUUGAGCUUCUCCGCAUCACAAACAAAGCCAUCAGCAACUGUCCCUUCCUGCUGUUCCAGCCACUGUGGACAUGUGUCACCCUCAUUUUCUUCUGGGUCCUCUGGGUGGCUGUGCUGCUGAGCCUGGGAACUGCAGGUACUGCCCAGGUGAUGGAAGGCGGCCAAGUGGAGUAUAAGCCUCUGUCAGGCAUUCGGUAUAUGUGGUGGUACCAUUUAAUUGGCCUCGUCUGGACUAGCGAAUUCAUCCUUGCAUGCCAGCGGAUGACUGUAGCAGGAGCAAUGGUCGCUUGUUAUUUCAACAGGAAUCAAAAUGACCCUCCUGCCCGUCCAAUCCUUUCGUCUCUCUUCAUACUUUUCUGCUACCAUCAAGGAACUGCGGUGAAAGGGUCAUUUUUGCUCACUGUGACAAGGAUCCCAAGAGUCAUUUUCAUCUACAUUUAUAGCAUUCUGAAAGAGCAGCAGUGCAGUGCUUGGUCAAGAGGUGAAUCCAGAUGCAGCCACCGUGGGCCUUGGUGUCUCACCAGACAUCUGCACCAUCUCAACCAGGAUGCAUACACCGCAGCUGCCAUUAACGGGACGGACUUUUGUACAUCAGCAAAAGACGCGCACACAAUCAUAGCCAAGAAUUCAAGUCAUCUCGCGUCUGUUAACUGCUUUGGAAACUUUGUCAUCUUCCUGGGAAAGGUGCUGGUGGUGUCCUUCAGCGUUUUCGGAGGCCUGAUGGCGUUCAACUACAACCGCGCGCUCCAGGUGUGGGCCAUCCCUCUGCUGCUCGUCGCGUUUUUUGCCUGCGUCCUGGCUCACAGUUUCCUAUCUGUGUUUGAAACUGUGCUGGAUAUACUUUUCCUGUGCUUUGCCGUGGACCUGGAAACAAAUGACGGAUCGCCGGAGAAACCGUACUUUAUGGACCCCGAGUUUUUGAGUUUUGUAAAACGGACCAACAACUUUAACAAUGGCGGGUCUCAUGGACACAAGGCCUCACUACCAACUGAAGAGGGGACAGAACUCCGGCCCAUCGUGAGAUAGGAACCAAGAGACGUUUGCACUUGGAGAACUUUGACCGCCUGUGAUACCAAGACAAAGCCUGCAGCUGUUUUCAUUGGAACCAGAGCAGGAACAAUGUUAAAAACUAUGUUUAUACGCAUCGCUUUAAAAGGCUCGAUGGCUGGGCGCAGGGGCACACAUCUGUAACUCCAAACUGGAGAAGAAUGAAGCAUAAAGGCCACAGAAUAAGGCUAGCCUGAGCUACAUACUCAGGAGUUAGAAGCUAGCCUGAAUGCUACAUAGAGACCUUAUCUAUAAAUGUAAACAAACAAACAAACAAACAAACAAGGUUGGAUCGCUGGAUAAAGGUGCCAGUUACCAAUCUGAGGAACUGAAUUAAUACCCCUAGACCUACAUGGUAAAAGGAGAGAACCAAUUCCUACAAGUUGUCCUAAGACCUCCAUGUAUGCACGCAUACACACACACACACACACACACCAAAAAAUAAAUAAUUAAAAAAAAGUAA